AUCCAAAUUGUUGUGAUAAAUGAAGAAGAUAGGGUAAUAAGCAUAAGAUUAGUAGUACUAAAUAACCAACUAGUAAGCAAGAUGAAAGAACAAAAUAAUAAUAAUAAUAAUAAUGGGAAAUGAGAAUGUUGUAGUUUUAUUUUGGCGGUAAUAGAUUAGAUGGAAAAUUCUGUUUGGUUAUGUCGUAAAGCAAACCAAGUAGCUGUCUCUUGGAAUCGAACAAGUGCGAUUUGAAUAUUGAAUUCAUCUUCAGAAUAUCACGAUGAACAAGCCUCCACGAGAAAAUCAUGAACGUAACAACAACAACAACAACACUGUUACUACUCUUGAUUCCAGAUUCAGCCAGACCCUACGAAACGUUCAAGGGUUGCUCAAAGGUCGUAGCAUGCCCGGUAAAGUAUUGAUGAGCAGAAGGUCAGAACCUUCUGAUAACUUGAAUUCAAAGGUAUCCUCAACAUUCUACAAAAGGAGUUUCUCACACAAUGAUGCUGGCACAAGUGAUCAGAUAUCUGGUGCAGUAGAGGAGGAGGUUCAGAGUACAAGUAAAUCAGUUAGUGCUGCUAAUGUUAGUAAGUUAAAAAGCUCAACCUCUCUUGGGGAAAACUUAUCUGAAGACAUCCGCAAGUAUACCAUCGGAGCUAGAGCUACGGAUUCGGCAAGAGUUACAAAGUUCAAUAAGGUGCUUUCUGGAACAGUGGUUAUAUUAGACAAUUUGCGUGAAUUAGCUUGGAGCGGUGUUCCAGAUUAUAUGCGCCCUAAAGUGUGGAGACUCCUCUUGGGAUAUGAACCACCUAAUUCAGAUAGAAAGGAGGGAGUUCUAGGAAGGAAGCGCGGAGAGUAUCUUGACUGUAUUUCUCAGUAUUAUGAUAUUCCUGAUUCUGAACGUUCAGACGAUGAGGUCAACAUGCUUCGCCAGAUUGCCGUUGAUUGUCCAAGAACUGUACCUGACGUUACAUUCUUCCAGCAACAGCAAGUUCAGAAAUCAUUGGAACGUAUUCUUUAUGCAUGGGCCAUUCGACAUCCUGCAAGUGGAUAUGUCCAGGGGAUAAAUGAUCUCGUUACACCGUUUUUAGUUGUUUUUAUAUCAGAACACUUAGAAGGGGGUAUAGAUGAUUGGUCAAUGUCCGAUUUAUCUUCAGACAAAAUCUCUAAUGUAGAGGCUGACUGCUACUGGUGUUUGUCAAAGUUGCUUGACGGUAUGCAAGACCAUUACACAUUUGCUCAACCUGGAAUUCAGAGGCUUGUUUUUAAAUUGAAGGAAUUGGUCAGGAGGAUAGAUGAGCCUAUUUCACAACAUAUAGAGGAUCAGGGACUUGAAUUUCUUCAAUUUGCUUUCCGGUGGUUCAACUGUCUUUUGAUCCGCGAGAUACCAUUCGAUCUCAUCACACGCCUUUGGGACACAUAUCUAGCUGAAGGAGACGCCUUGCCAGACUUCCUUGUAUAUAUAUUUGCCAGUUUCCUUCUAACGUGGUCAGACAAACUCCAGAGGUUGGAAUUCCAGGAGUUGGUAAUGUUCCUUCAACACCUUCCAACUCAGAACUGGACUCACCAGGACCUCGAGAUGGUGCUUUCCCGGGCAUUUAUGUGGCACAGCAUGUUCAACAACUCUCCAAGCCAUUUCGCUAGCUGAGCUGGCAAUUGUGGUUUUCUGAAUUUAGUUCUCCUUCAAAUUAUACCUCUCUCUGCUUUCCAUCAGUGUUUCUUGCUUAGUGUAUGCCGUUUUUUUGUCAAUGCACGAUUUUUUCAACCAAUUGAGUGAUUUGUAAAGGAGAGACAAAUAACUGAUAGUCUCAAUUUUGUUGUAUUUAUUAUUUAUAUAUUUUCCAGAAUAGCAUCAAAUACCCAGUUUGUAUCCACAAGUGUGUUCUUUUCUAAUGUAUGCCUGUACAAAUAUUAUAAUG
Messenger RNA from Medicago truncatula (barrel medic), 1901 nucleotides. RefSeq names its product GTPase-activating protein GYP1. The transcript has 10 exons. Bases 263 to 1630 code for a protein of 455 amino acids. Lineage: Eukaryota; Viridiplantae; Streptophyta; Magnoliopsida; Fabales; Fabaceae. Gene Ontology annotation, molecular function: GTPase activator activity. Gene Ontology annotation, biological process: activation of GTPase activity. The record is from RefSeq and is a predicted model, not a curated record.